Messenger RNA from Aspergillus terreus NIH2624, 1842 nucleotides. RefSeq names its product SDR family NAD(P)-dependent oxidoreductase. Bases 1 to 1842 code for a protein of 613 amino acids. NCBI's taxonomy places the organism in Eukaryota, Fungi, Ascomycota, Eurotiomycetes, Eurotiales, Aspergillaceae. The transcript is spliced from 4 exons. The record is from RefSeq and is a predicted model, not a curated record.
AUGGCACAACUCAACGAGAUUCGCGGUCGUCUGGCUUUGAUUACGGGGGCAUCCGGCGGGAUUGGAGCCGCAUGUGCUCGCCAGCUCGCUGAGCGAGGCGUCCACCUUGCGCUGACAUAUUCCAGCAAUGUGACCGCCAUCACGGCGUUGGUGGAGGAACUCAAGUCGAAGUACGCGGGUCUCCGCUUCUCCAUCCACCAGGUGGAUGUGGCCUCGGCGGAGCAGAUCCAAGCUAUGUUCGAGCAGAUCGACCGCGAGCACGGCCAACGACCCGAUAUUCUGGUCUCGAACGCCGGGCACGGCAAACGCAUCCCGCAGGUGUGGGACAUCCCGCUCGAGGAGUUCGACUACACCAUCAACGUCAACCUGCGGGCGUCGUUCAUCCUGGUGAAGGGCGUCGUCGAGCACAUGAAGACACAGCGCUGGGGACGCAUCGUAUUUAUGUCCUCGAUUGCCGGGUAUGGCGGCGGGAUCAACGGCUGUCGUGAACUAUGCUGCGUCGAAGGGCGGCAUGACGGGCAUGAUGAAGAACCUGUCGACUCGACUGGCCGAACACAACAUCAGCGUCAACGACGUGGCGCCCGCGAUGAUCGGGGACACGGGGAUGAUUCCCAACGCGCAGGCCAUCCCCGAGGUGGCCGCUGGCAUUCCCCUCGGUCGACUGGGGGUGCCGGAGGAGGUGGCGAACGUGGUGACGAUGCUGGUGACGACGGGCUACAUGACGGGGCAGAGUCUACUGCUGGCCGGGGGAUUGAAGUAGCAGUGAAGUGCCUUCUGAAUUUAUACACCAAUGGCAUCACCAGGAUGACAUUUUUCAUCUAUACUACAACCUUUCGCAAACGCCCGAUCGCCAUUCUCCAACGACACGCGAUGCGUGACGACCUUCUCCUCGACGCGGGCAAACUUGCCGCUGGCCAUGAGGGCAAUAGCGGCGGGAUAGGCAUGGCCGUCGUAGCGGAAGACGCCGAUAAUAUCGACCUCGCGGAGGGCGGCAGCCCCGACGGGGAGCGUCUGCACGGGGUUCCCCAUACCGAUCUGGACGAGCACGGCGCCGGGGGCGGCGGCAUAGAUGCCGGCCUGCACGCACGCAGGCACACCCGUGCAGUCGUAGACGCGGCUGAAGCCCACGGGUGCGAUGCCGUUUGCCUCCUUGAGGGACGCAGCGAUGCGCUGGGCGUUCUGCAGGGCGAAGGCCGUUUGGUCGGCGUGGGGCGCGUCGCGGGGCGGCGGGGUGCCGCCGGCGGGGUUCUUGGGGAUGAGGAAGGUCUUGAUGCCGAGGCCGAGGGCGUCGGCGAUGGCGAGGCGGGCGGGGUCGAUGUCCGCGACGACGAUGUCGGAGAAGCUAGCGUUGACGGCGAGGGCUCCGGCGAGGAGGAGGCCGAUGGCGCCGGCGCCGAAGAUGAGGGCGGCGGACGGCCCGUUGAGGGAGACGGCGAGGUCGAUGUCGGCCUUGGAGGGCGGGUUGGAGCGGCGCAGUGCGUGCAGGCAGACGGCGAGCGGCUCGACGAGGGCGCCGCCGGCGAAGGAGACGUUGUCCGGGAGCUUGUGGCACAUGUCGGCGGGGUGGUUGGUGCGCUCCAUCAGGGUGCCGUCAAGAUGCGGGAAGAUCUUCGCGCUGCUGCGGAACUUCAUGUCCGGGCAGAUGUUGUAGCGGCCGGUUUGGCAGUAGGUGCAGGCGCGACAGGGCAGGCCGACCUCCAGAGCGACGCGAUCGCCGGGCUGGAGGCUGGUGACGUUGGGGCCUACGGCGGUGACGACGCCGGAGGACUCAUGGCCCAGACACAUGGGCUCGCGCACGACAAAGUCGCCAUUGCGGCCGUGCGAGUAGUAGUGCAGGUCUGA